AUGUCUUCCACAGCUUUCGUCCCGUUCUCCGAACCGCCCUACAUCGUCGGCCUACCAUCUCCAUACUACAAGGAGACGCAUCUGAGAUGGCAGAAAGCGUGUCGCAAAUUCGUGGACGAGCAUCUCCUGGAGAAUUCUCUGGCAUGGGAUACGGAGGAGACUGUGCCUGAGCAUGUCUUUGAGACGUUCGCGAAAGCAGGCAUGCUGCUACCGACACUACCUGCCCCGUUGCCAGUGGAAUGGCUGAAGAAGCUCGGAAUUCAUGACAUCCUGGGUGUCGUCAAGGUCGAGGAAUGGGAUUAUAUUCAUACCAUGAUCUACGCCGAUGAGAUGGCGCGAACCGGCCUUGCAGGACCGGCUGGGUCUCUUACCACAGGAAUGUCCUUCGGUGUACCGCCCAUUAUCAAAUACGGCAGCAGGCAGCUCCAAGAGCGCUACCUCCCCGAACUCCUUACCGGCAAGAAGCGAACUUGCAUUGCCAUUACCGAACCCGAAGCCGGAUCAGACGUCGCAAACAUCACAACGACCGCUACAAAGACACCCGACGGAAAGCACUACAUCGUCAACGGAACCAAGAAGUGGAUCACAAACGGAAUUUGGUCAAGUUACUCUUCGAUGGCUGUUAGGACCGGUGGCCCUGGACCCACAGGUCUGUCCAUGUUGGUCGUGCCUUUGUUAGGAAACCCAGGAGUAAACAUGCGCAGACUGAAGGUUGGCGGUCAAGUCAGUGCAGGAACGACCUUCAUAGAACUUGACGAUGUCAAAGUGCCGGUUGAGAAUCUCAUUGGAGAAGAGGGUAUGGGCAUGAAGUACAUCAUGACCAACUUCAACCACGAACGGCUCAGCAUUGCGAUCGGCGCAACCCGUCAAGCGCGUGUCGCCCUCUCCGCCGCAAUGGAAUACGUCCUCAAGCGCGAGGCUUUCGGCAAACCACUCGUCGAACAACCCGUCGUACGCCACCGUCUGGCAAAAGCCGGUGCGCUGCUAGAGUCACAAUGGGCUUGGGUCGAGCAAUUCGUAUACCAAAUGGUACACCUACCAAAGGCGUCAGCAGACAUCGAAUUGGGUGGCCUGACCGCCAUGGUCAAGGCACAAAGCGGCAUCGUGCUGAACGAAUGCGCUCAAACGGCGCAAUUGCUAUUUGGCGGAAAUGGAUACACGAAGAGUGGACAGGGAGAGUUGAUUGAGAGGAUAUACCGCGAGGUUCCAGGUAUAAGGAUACCAGGUGGUGCGGAAGACGUCAUGCUGGACUUGGGUGUGAGACAGCUCGUCAAAAAUUUCAAGAGUAAGACUAAGGCGAUGGAGAGGCCGAAGGGAUCAUCGAAGCUUUAG
This is a messenger RNA of Alternaria incomplexa, 1332 nucleotides long. RefSeq lists its product as uncharacterized. The transcript has 4 exons. The record is from RefSeq and is a predicted model, not a curated record. Lineage: Eukaryota; Fungi; Ascomycota; Dothideomycetes; Pleosporales; Pleosporaceae. Gene Ontology annotation, molecular function: flavin adenine dinucleotide binding; oxidoreductase activity, acting on the CH-CH group of donors. The coding region runs from base 1 to 1332 and encodes 443 amino acids.